AUGGCGACUGCAGGCUAUCUCUUCAACGAGAAGCCCCCGGCUGGGCUUCUCGUCGCGCAAGCCGUUGGCAUCACGGCCAGCACGUACCUCUUCGGCGGAAACAUGGGCAUCUCCUUCAUCAGCAUACCCGCAGUGAUGCUAGCUCCAGCCCCUCUCGCAGCACGCCAGUGGCGCAAAGUCUACGAUACUGGGAAAUCCAUCGGCAUUCCGCUCUCCCUCAUCAGCUCUGCCGCCGUAGCAUACGUCGCCUACCACCAGGACCCCUCAUCGUUGCCGUUCAAGCUCAAUAUCGCAGCGGCCAUCCUCUUCCCCAGCAUCGUCCCAUUCACCCUGGCCUUCCUCAAGCCAACCAAUGACAAGCUUUUCGAGAAGGAGACAAGCCUUGCUGGUACCUCGCUGGACGAUAAGGCCGCGGAGGCGGGGGUCACGAGCGGCGAGACGACACAUGCGUUGAUUGAUAAGUGGGCGAUGCUGAAUCUAGCCCGGGCGGCUAUCACUGGUGUUGGUGCGAUAUUCGCCAUAUGGGCUGCUCUUGAUAAGAGGGAAACUGGUGGUUACAACAGCGUCGGCUUGACGUCGGGAGCGAAUAGGAUGGGCUGA
This is a messenger RNA of Trematosphaeria pertusa, 600 nucleotides long. RefSeq lists its product as uncharacterized. The coding region runs from base 1 to 600 and encodes 199 amino acids. Lineage: Eukaryota; Fungi; Ascomycota; Dothideomycetes; Pleosporales; Trematosphaeriaceae. The transcript is spliced from 3 exons. The record is from RefSeq and is a predicted model, not a curated record.